AUGGCGCCUCGUCGAUCUACCGCACGAGCUUCAAGCGCCACUCCGGUGCGCGGCGCAACGCCAGCGAAGCGACCAACACGAGCAAGCAGUGCCCUAGAACCAGAGGAUGCAAUCCCGCGAAGGUCCAAUCGGGGCGCGUCACAGCAACCGAGUAUAGCCAAUGGCGAUGUCAAUAAUCCUAGACUUCCCGAAGUGCAAAUCCAACAGUCUUACGCCUAUGGAUCAACGAAGGCACCCGUUCUGCCGACUCAGCUGAUAGCGCGAAGCCGCAUGAAUCUUCUACAAAUGGCGGAAACCAUUGAUGCUGGGGUGGACCAGGCCGAGCAACAUCUUCAGCAUCAUAUCGAGGAAACUCGGGCGAAUCUCCAGAAAGACGCUCGGGAGGAACGCGCUCGUCGGAGAGCAUCACGGGAGCCAUCCCAGGAAGGCUCGGUCGCGAGUGACGAACGUGAACAGUCCCGAAGCCAGCGUGUUGCUGCCUGGGCUAGCUCGGUCGACAGUCCUCAGCUGAACGGUAUAGCAGAAGAAGAUCAGGAGGACGAACAGGAAGUAGAACACGAAGAGGAGAGUCCUGCUCGGAGCACUCCUGAUAACGCCUCCGACAAAGGAACAGACCCAUCAAGCUUUCCGAGCGGUAUGUUCGACCAUAGCUAUAACUACGAGCGUGGUCUUCGGAAACCAAAUAUCACAAUACGACAACCACAAGAGCCUUUUUCAGUGACGAUCUCGAGAGCACUCAAAGAGAGAACUCAGCGCGCACGCCGCGCUUCCUUCGGAUUUGCAUCCUCAAUACAGUCUUGGUUGCAACGGCUCUGGACAGCUAUUGGCGAGUCCAUCAGAAACCUUCCAAAUUCACCUUUAAUAUCGAUCAUGACGACUCUGCUUUUCACGCUUCUCUUCAUCGGGGCCGCCAGCCUUUCAUUCUGUUACGUCUACAAUACCUACGUGUGCAAUCCACUUCCCACUUCUCUGCCAGGCCAAAUGCUACAGAGGUAUUGUGGGACUUGUGCUCGAAGCCCAGGUCGUGCACCUCUCAACUUCACGCUUGGCGGUGGAGAUGACUUGUCCAAGCUCUCCGUAGCGAUCAACCAGAUCAACCACCAGCUACGGGAUCUCGAGACACGGAUCAAUGACAAAGUCGACUCACAGCAUGCAGCAGUGGAUAAAGGCAUUGACGCUCUGAGAAAACAACACUCCGAACUCUCAAAUCACGUCGCCAACCUGAAACUGGGUGGUGGCCGGUCAAAUCCGUCAUCCGGCGAUGUGGCCUCUCCAGUCAUUCCCAAAAUCAACUACCUCGCCCCGAAUAACGGAGCAAUGCUUGAACCACGACUUACCUCGCCCACAAUGCAAAGGCCUCUGGCAUUCGUUCAGCGAGUCCUGCUCCGUGUUUUCUUCGCCGCGGGAUAUGUGUCCAAGCCACCCAUCACAGCACUAUCACCGUGGCAAGACGUGGGUGAUUGUUGGUGCGCUUCUUCUGCACCAGGUGCGGACACGGAGCUUGACCAGGCAGACACGAUGCGGUUAGGAGUCACGGUCACAGAACUGAUUUAUCCGACUGAGGUUGUGGUGGAGAAUUACCCUAGUGGGGGAUCGCUUCUACCUGGAUCGACCCCCAGGGUCAUUGAGCUCUGGGCCGACUUCGGACAUCUCGAUAGUCGGGAAUGGAAGUCUUUGAAUAUACGACAGAUGCAGAGCGAAGGCGGAAGUCCAAUCGGCCCGACAUACGCAUUGGUCGGACAGAUGGAAUAUGAUGCCUCGAGCGAGGCGAGUCACGUCCAAGCUUUCCCGCUGGAUGUGAAUCAAGACACAUUGGCGUAUGCGGCGCAGAAUUUCGUGGUGAGGGUUACUGAGAAUUACGGCGCGGAGUAUACGUGUCUUUAUCGAGUGCGAUUGCAUGGCGUUCCGGUGUUUGAGCAUGCUUCGGAGAGGAACCCGGCGGCGUGA
Messenger RNA from Cladophialophora yegresii CBS 114405, 1947 nucleotides. RefSeq lists its product as uncharacterized. Bases 1 to 1947 code for a protein of 648 amino acids. The transcript has a single exon. Gene Ontology annotation, molecular function: protein-membrane adaptor activity. Gene Ontology annotation, biological process: nuclear envelope organization. Gene Ontology annotation, cellular component: meiotic nuclear membrane microtubule tethering complex; nuclear envelope. Lineage: Eukaryota; Fungi; Ascomycota; Eurotiomycetes; Chaetothyriales; Herpotrichiellaceae. The record is from RefSeq and is a predicted model, not a curated record.